Molecule: messenger RNA, 2214 nt
Organism: Dracunculus medinensis (Guinea worm)
Lineage: Eukaryota; Metazoa; Nematoda; Chromadorea; Rhabditida; Dracunculidae
Source: the annotation of a GenBank genome assembly
AUGAUCUCUACUCAGUAUUGGCGAAAUAUCUUGUCAAGGAUUACAGAUGAUGAACAUAAAAAUGAUUUGGAUUUAGAUGCAUUACUGAUGAAUAAAGACUUAAGUCAAGACGAAGCAAAUGAAAGGAAAGAUUGUGAAAAUAUAGCAAAUCUUCAAAGUCCAUUAAGUGAUGAAGGCGAAUCGUCAAAUCAAGGAACUAGUAGUAGUAGACCUGAAAAGAAACAUCAUGAGGAUUCACAUGAAACAAAUUGUGAUGAUGAAUCGAUUGCAUCGGAAAUAAGUGAAAUUACAAGGUCGUGGAAUAAAUCCGAAGUUAAAGCGACAAUUAGCGGUCUUAAUGGUGCUGAUGAACCACAGCCAUCAUCAUCAUCAUCAUUAUCGAGUGGAUCGUCAAGCAAUAACAGUCAAGCUAAGGAUAAGGAUAAUCGGCCAGUACGAUCUGAUGAAAAUACUAACAUUAUUCAUCGAGAUGAAUUUAAAAUGGAUAUGGGAGAGAUUCGUGGAUUGCAUUUGUUCAAUGGCCAAGUUCAGCUUGACGAAAAAAUCAAAACUCCUCCUAAGCUGAAACAGAUAUUGAAAAAAAAGCGCCAACGUCGAAAUCCUGUUUGGCCAUAUUUUGAAGUACGCGACAAUAACGCGUAUUGUAAGCAGUGUAGUUAUAACACAAGGUCGGUCUUCAGUACGAAUCUCAAGGUGCAUCUCAGGACUCAUCAUCCUCUUUUAUACGAAGAGGUAAAAAAAGCUGAAGACGAACAAUUAAGAGCGAAUCAAUCAGCGAAUGAUCCGACUACAUCAACGUUCAUUGCAGCUCAUCAAUAUUUACAACAGGUGACAAACGCCUUAUCUGCCAAUAAUCUUUGCAUUAAUCAAAAGGUGAUUGGUGAUCGAUGCAGUGCGACUCGUUUGGAUUUAACAAAGACCUGUCUAAAGGGAAAUCAGAAUAGUGCAAAAUUGCCUAAUCUUUCUUCUGUUUGUCCUAAGAAAUCAAACGAUUUAAUAGAACAAAGCUCAACUUCAGGAACCGAAGACGCCACGAAGCCAACUUUCGACGAAGUCUGUUCGCAAUUACUGAAUUGUAUGAAAAACGAUGAAAGUCUUAUACCUCGAGGACAACUGAAACCUCGUCGACUUCGUCGACAUCCAGUAUGGAAUUUUUUCGAGGAUAUCGAUAAUAGCAAGAUAAUCAAAUGUAUGAAAUGCGAUUUUCAAACAGGUUCAGCAUAUAGUACAAACUUAAAAAUGCACCUAAAGGCACAUCAUAAAAAAGAUUUUGAAUUAGUUACACGUUUAGAAGAUGAACAAAGAAAAGCGGAUGAUUUACAAAGGAUACAAUUGGGAAAAAGGAAAAUUAGUGGAGCAUCUGAUACUGCUGAAAGUUCCACAAAUCAGUCGACUAAUCAGCUAUUUCGAAGAGAUAUAGAUUUAAGCGUAGUAAAAAAGUCAAACAUUUCAAAUGAAAUGAAAAUUUACGAUGAUCCAGUAAUCGAAGAAGAUCGACCUAUGACACAUUUCGAACAGCUAACUGCAUAUGUGGAAAGUGAAACAGAAAAGAUUAAAUUAAAAGAUAAAGAAGAAGAAUUACGAGAAGAAACGACUGAUCUUUCUGUAUUGAAUUCGAAUGCUAUCUUGAAAGCGAUGGUUAAUGAAUGCAGCGUUAAACCUUUAUCAUCAUUAGACUGCUUACAUUCAUCAGUGUCAUUACUCAAAAAUAUUUUACCUUCUAGUGGAUCAUCUGUAAGCGAAUCACGAAGUCCAUCCUCUACCUCUGCUUUGAAUCCUGCCGAUCAACAAAAUUCUCCUUUGACAUCGUCUUUUUUAGCUCCAUCUCAGAAAUGUUUAAGGACAGUGAAUAAAAAAUUACCAACGGGUGAAGUAGUAAAGAUACGAUCACGAAGAACAGACGUGAAUGAAUGUAGUGAUGGCACCAACCUGUCAAAGAAGACUGGAAAUUUUGUGUUCAAACAGGCAGUGGUUCCAGCACUUCGAUCAGCCUUGAGUACUGUCGAUGCUGCAGUAUUACAACGAAGCAACAUUGCUGCAACAAAACAACGUGCUGGUGACGCAGCUUUUAUAAAAUUAAUUAAAGCUCAAGCCAGUUGCUUUCAAUUAUUGGAUAUAUCAGAAUUUAAGGCAUUUCUCAAGGCGAUCGCUCCUGAUUAUAAUCUACCAAGCAAGGAGGAAAUUAUUCUUCAAAUUCAACUUAAUCGUUCUUAA